AUGACUUCUUUGAUUCUCAGGCGAACCAUGGCAACUGGAAGACAUUUUGUAAGUUUUCUCUUACCAAAAUUAAAUUUGAAAAAAAAAUCAGGAAAACUUCAGAUCGCAGUAUGUCAAAUGACAAGUGAUCAUGAUUUAUCAAAGAAUUUUGAAACUGCAAAGAAAAUGAUUGAAAGAGCUGGAGAGAAAAAAUGCGAAAUGGUAUUCUUCCCGGAAUGUUUUGAUUAUAUUGGGAGAGAUAAAAAAGAGACGAUUGAAUUGGCGAUGAGUGAGAAAUCUGAGUUCAUUCAACAAUAUCGACAACUUGCCAAGAAGCAUAAUUUAUGGUUGUCUUUGGGAGGAUUACAUCAUGCGGUAAGAUUUUGAUCAGUUUUUGAGGGGAAAAAUUUGAAGAGAUCGAGCAUAUUUUCUAUAAAUCGAAUAAAAAAUGCGGGAAAUUUUGAAAUUCGCUGAUUUCCCAAAGCUGUUUUUAUUCUUCCCAAUGAAUCAUUCUUUGCCCAAAUUUAAUUCUCAAAUAUUUUUGGGAAAAUGUGAAAAUGUUUGGGAAACUUGAAAUAAGAUUGGAUAUAUUAUUUAAUUGCUCGAAAGAUUCCAAAAAAGAUUAUAUUAUUUGGUUUUAAAACGUCAUUUCAAAAUACGUUUCAAAAUUUCCUCUUGAAGAGCUCGACAUAUAUUUUCUCGCUCCACAAGUCGAAAUUGGGAUUCCUAAAAAUCGAUAAAUUCAGGAAAAUAUUUAAGAUUAAAUUAAAUUUCUCCAAUUUUUUUCGCCUAACUUCACUGUUUUCACUUUCCAAUUUUUGAAGCUGAAAAUGACCCCCUCCAACGUUACAUUUUUUGAUGUGCACAGUCUUUCAAAAUAUCUAGAUCUUAAUUACUGAUCAUUGAACAUCAAUUGAUCCAAAUUUUAGAGCUUUUUUUCCGAAAUCAGUUCUCAAACUUCCCAAGGAAUUAAUUGUUCGAAACUCGUUUUGAUAUUGUUUUCAAAUUUUGGAUCUCAGAGAACAUAAUUUUUGAAAAUUUGGGAUAACAUUUCAAAAAUCUUCCCUCCAUUCUAAAAAUUGCUCAUUUUCAUUUUUCCUACAACCAAAAUUUUUGCAGGAUCCAAAUGACUCCACCCGCCCAUGGAAUUCUCACCUAGUAAUCGAUUCAAACGGCGAAACUCGCGCUGAUUAUCGAAAACUUCAUCUUUUCGAUCUCGAAAUCCCCGGAAAACUUCGUUUGAUGGAAAGUGAAUUCAGUAAAUCUGGAGAUCAAAUGAUUGCACCAAUUGAUACACCAAUUGGAAAAUUGGGAUUAUCGAUUUGUUAUGAUGUGAGAUUUGCUGAAUUGGCGCUUUUUAAUCGAAAACGAGGUGCACAAGUAUUAUCAUAUCCAUCUGCUUUUACUUUGAAUACUGGAUUAGCACAUUGGGAGGUGAGAUUUUCUGGUGAAAUUUUGCAAAAAACAAAUGAAAUUCAGACUCUUCUACGCGCUCGAGCUAUUGAAACUCAAUGUUAUGUAGUUGCUGCUGCACAAACUGGAAAACACAAUGAAAAACGACAAUCCUAUGGACACGCAAUGAUAAUUGAUCCAUGGGGUGCUGUAAUUGCUCAAUGCUCCGAAAGAGUUGAUAUGGCGUUUGCUGAAAUUGAUCUUGAUUAUGUCGCCGAAUUACGGGAAAUGCAGCCAGUAUUUUCGCAUCGAAGAAAUGAUUUGUAUUCAUUGAAUAUUAAUGAAUUUGAUACAAAUGAUUCAGAGGAUUUGGUUUUUUCAACAUUUCCAAUCAAAUCGUCAACUAUUUUUGUGAAAAGUCAACAUUCUUUUGCAUUUGUUAAUCUGAAACCAGUCACAGAUGGACGUAAGAAUUAUUUUCUCUCAAAUAUGUUUCAAAUAUGGGUUUUCAGAUGUUUUGGUCAGCCCAAAACGUGUCGCUCUUCGUCUCACUGAUCUUUCCGAUGAAGAAACUGCUGAUUUAUUUGUGCUCGCGAAAAAAGUUCAAAAAAUGAUUGAGAAAUUCCAUGGAGUAAAUGCAACUACGAUUUGUGUUCAAGACGGAAAAGAGGCGGGACAAACUGUACCUGUAAGUUUUUUGUCGAAAAAUUUAUCACGAAUCCAAAAAAAUCAAGUUUUUCAGCAUGUUCAUAUUCAUAUUUUACCGCGCAGAGUUGGAGAUUUCGGGGACAAUGAGAUUUAUCAAAAACUUGCCACACACGAUAAGUAAGUUGGGUUUCAAAAAUACAAUUUUCUGAAUAAAAAUUCAAUUUUCAGAGAACCAGAACGUAGACCACGAAAUUUGGAAGAAAUGUCGGCUGAAGCUAAGAAAUAUCGAGAUGCAUUCCAAAAUAAUUUGUAAUUAUUUUUAUUUGAAAAUACUAGUCAUAAAAAUGUUCAUAUGGAAUUAAAAAGAUUAAUUACUGUAUUCAAAAAAGUUUAAGAGAAAUUUUUCUGCACGCGCUAAAAUCUGUGUCUCUCGGAAAUGACAAGAAAAAACAUCGUGUGCAAUUUGGGUUGAAAAUGCCAUUUCACAAUACGUUUCAAAUAAUACCCUUAAGGGUAAUUAUUUCACAAAAGAUGAUGUACCAUAAUCUGGCCACGAUGUAAAUUGAACCUGCUCAACUGUGUGAAAUUUCCCAGUAGUCCUAUUAAAAAUACGACAAGUAAGUUUGGAAAAAUUAACAUUACAAUGGCUCUCAAUUCCUGACAAGAGAAUUCAUGAGCCAAGGGCUCUGGGAAGGACCAACUAGGUUGGCAUCAGGUAUGGAUAGGAUGAAAUCGCGCAAUUGCUUUGAGCUGAUGUUGGGUUUGACCUUUUUGACAAUUUCGUUCCAGACCGGGAUAAUUUUUCCAAAGAAACUGUUAACUGGGCAUAAUUCUGUUAGGCUCCGCUGAAGUGGAAAACGCUGACAAUAUUUCCUGCAAACAAAUGUACAAAGGGAGGGAAAGUGGAUGGACCCUUCAAGAAUCCCUAGGAAAGUAAAGAUCCCCGAGUUUAAACUUCUCCUUUCUGCACUAAAGUAUUCCAAUUUUAACAACCGAUCCUCAUAGGAUUCAUAAGACAUGUUGCAUCUGCGGAAGAUAGAUCUUGAAUAUCUCCGUAAUGGUGAUUCGGCUAAUAAACUCAGCUUUCUAGAUAUCAGAGGACGAUAAAUUUCAGAGCAAUAAUCUAUGAUUGGUGAAAUAUAGGUUUUGUACAAUAAUAAAUAAGUAUUCAGGUGACCGAAUUGAAAUGCCUUCAUGAUUAGACGGGACUUCCAAAUGGCUUUCUGUACCACUGUAUUUACAUGGUGAUCAAAUGAUAGAUUCCGGUCGAUCCAAACCCCGAGGUCUCUUACAACUUCUGAUGCAGCAAUAACCGUGUCGUUCAUUGUGUAAGACACUCUUGGAUUGGUUUUACCAAGAUGUAGCACCGUUGUUUUAUUAGGAGCAAUAGGGAGGUCCCACUUUGAAGACCACAACUGAAUGUUUGUUAGAGCUUCUUGGAGAGCUAUUGGGUCUGAACUAAAAAUCUUUAUGUCAUCUGCAAAAAUCUGUAUUUGAACAUUAUCGGGGAUGACCUUCACGAUAUCAUCUAUGUAGAUGAGAAACAACAAAGGCCCUGUGACCGUUCCUUGUAACACCCCGGACAAUACAUCAAAACACUUAUUUGAGACAAACGAAUUAAUCUUCACAAAAGAUUUCCGAUCACUUAUGAAUGCAUUGAAGAAAUCAACUAGGUCCGAUGGGAUUCCAAAUUUCUCUCGUUUAUUUGAAACGUAUUUUGAUUUGACUCAUUGGACUUUUUUUCCAUAGGCAUAAAGGGUAAACAGUGUCAUUUUAAUGAGUUUUUCAUAUGAUUUACGAAAAAUGGGUCCAUUUUAGAAAACAUUUCUGCAUCUGAAAUUUUUCUAAAGCUCCUGAAAAAAAAACAUUUAUAAUUAGAUGUAGAAUCAAAAUUGCCUCAAUUUCCUCUACAUUAUAAAAUUAUAGAGAAAUAAAAUCUAAAAAAUUUCAGAAGAUUCCAUAUGGUGCCACCGGAUCAAUUUUUCAAAUGUUGGUUUUGAUAGUAUUUUUGUGAAGUUCACAGUUACAGCGAUCCGCAAGAAGUUUUCACCGCGUUCUUUAUAUUGGUUCAAUGGUCUUGGUUGAAACCGAUUGAUUUUCCAAAUAAAAUGGAAUUGAUGCGGAUUGGAAAAGUUAUUGUAGAACCACCAAUUUCUUAUUAUUUAUUGAUCAAUAAUAAUGUAGAGAUACAAAUAUCAAAGGAGAGACACAUUGAAAGCUGGAAAAUAAAAGAGAUGACGGUUGAAACAAGCUCUCUUAUCGAUCAAAACAUAACUAGUGCAGCACCACCAUUAAGCCCAUCAAACCAAGUGAGUUAACUUAUUUUUUUAUGAAUCUAGUUGUUGAUAUAAUACGCGUUUUUGCUCGAGGAUGGCAAACGCAUUACAUUUUUCAUAUAAAUAACAAAUAUUAUUUCAGCCUUAUGUCCAACUUGUCGACUACGAAGCAAUUUUUGUACAAAUCGAGUUCUUCAAGGAUAUUAUUUGA
Messenger RNA from Caenorhabditis angaria, 4506 nucleotides. The record is from the annotation of a GenBank genome assembly. Lineage: Eukaryota; Metazoa; Nematoda; Chromadorea; Rhabditida; Rhabditidae.